This is a messenger RNA of Candida albicans SC5314, 459 nucleotides long. RefSeq lists its product as uncharacterized. The transcript has a single exon. Bases 1 to 459 code for a protein of 152 amino acids. The record is from RefSeq and is a predicted model, not a curated record. Lineage: Eukaryota; Fungi; Ascomycota; Pichiomycetes; Serinales; Debaryomycetaceae.
AUGGUCUACUCAAAAUCAUUAAUACUCCCUAUGCUUAUUUCUAUAUUUUUACCAUGGGCUUGGAUAGGGUUUCAGAAUACCCGUUCCUCAGACAUCGGGCCAACCAAAUCAAUUCCGGUGUCAAUCAACUUUGAAAAGGAUUCAGAGUACUUUAAUUUUCCAGAUUUGGUUGCUGCAACCCAAAUACAAAUUGACAGUGAACUACGGUAUAUUACAAACAGCUCGGUGAAUGUACAGCUUGUUGAUAACUUGAAUAACCCAAAAAACCACACAAAGUACUCCGUUGAUUUGGUUUUAUCAAGAGACAAUUCUCUCGGUAUAUCUUCUGAUGGACUAAAAGGGUACGUGCUAUAUUCAUACGAGGCAAUACACUCCAACGAUCUUCCUUAUUUGAUUGUCCAAACCAUAUUGUAUCAUUUGUUAAAGUUCGAGAUCCCAAUUGAAGGAAAAGCCAAAUAA